Molecule: messenger RNA, 13835 nt
Organism: Xyrichtys novacula (pearly razorfish)
Lineage: Eukaryota; Metazoa; Chordata; Actinopteri; Labriformes; Labridae
Source: the annotation of a GenBank genome assembly
AUCCGGGUAACGGUGGUGACCUUGGUUGGUUGUUCAUCAUGGCGGCUAUCGUCAGGUUGAGUUCUGUAUGUCGCAGAGGAGUCAAACGUAAGUUUAUCCCUAUAUUCUUUGUCUUCCUGUCUCUUUUUUACAGCAUAUGUUUACUUUAAUGUUUUAGUUUGGCACUGACAUGACAGUAAGUGGGUAGCAUUAACCGCGUGUGAAUAAACCCUGACAGUUGGAGAGUACUCCUUUCAAGUUCAGGACUCUGAGCCUCCCUUAGAUAAACUCGUCCUGAUUCUCUGACCGGGUUUAUUCUCUAUUAACAUUAGCUGACGUCUGUCGGAGUGAAGAGUAAUAUCAGAGGGUUCAAAGAUAGAUUUCACUGAGGAAGGAUUGAAUUUUGCUGCCCCCAUGACAUCAGUGUGUCCGGUCGUGACGUUUUUACCCUCAUGAUAAGAGACCUACAGACCGAACCUUGUUCAGAAAUAUGUUGAUUUUAACUUUACACGGACAUUUCGCAUUAAAAUACCAACUUAAAAGUAAUCGGAGACAUGUCAGGAGGUGACAAUGGUUUCUAUGUAAUCCGGCUAGUUUUAUCCUUACCAUUGGGCACAGCAGCUUCGUUAUUUAAAGUUCAUGCUAGGUAAAGUCUGCUCGCCACCGCCCUCGUUUGACUGAACGGGUGGAAACCAUGAAUCUGCUCUGUGGAAUUUUUCCUUCCCUCUUUGGGGUUGUGAUUUAUUUCAAGAUUACUAUCUGACUUUUUGUCGGUUUUGACGUAUUACGGGCACGAGUCUAUGAUUGAUAUUGAGUUUAACGCAGAAACCUGAGGAAAAACUGCUAAGUUCUGACACAUGUCAUGGAUAAUUUAAGAGCAGCAGUAAUCAUACAUUUUCAUGAUCUGUAGCACAAAGCCCCACUUAUUCUUAAUGUUGCUCAGUUUACAUGGGCACAAUUUCUUGAUCCGAUUAUAAAUUGGAGGGAUCGGGUAAUCUGAAUCCACUGUCAACAGACCAAUAAACGCGCUAGUGGCUCACUUCAUCCAGUUCGGGAGUUUUCCACCUGUUGUCACUAGAUGGCGCCCUCGCGUAGUUACUUAACUAAUAUUGGUUCUUUCAAAGGUUGUACUGUGCGUGCAGAUGUGACAUCAUUACGCCGUACGCCUUCUUAUGUCACCAGAGGGGCAGACCCCGCGCCUGCGGUUAUGUUUUAUGCCAGUGUGUUAAUAACGAAACCUCCUGUACUGGCCUCAAUAAAUAAACCAAAGGCUAAAGAGAGAAGACCGAGUCAGGUUAGAGAGUCACAAUCGGAAUAAAUGUUUGCAUUGACGCGUUUCGGAAUAACGAUCAGCAUAAACCACUCCUCUCGAUCAUAAUACAAUUUCUUUCCGAUUGAGCUGAAUUGAAUCAUAAUCUUCCGAUCACAUGUUUACAAGAUGCAUUUUUAAUUCCGAUCGGGCAUGUAUUCCGAUUAUUUGUGCCCAUGUUAAAGCAGUUACUGUUCCAUUUGCCUGCACUGAGCAGGGAAAAGGGGGGUUUGUCUUCUCUGCCCCGUCUACAUGGAACCUGUUGCAAAUAGACUGGAAACUAACAGAAUUUACCUCAUUGAAUGACUUUAAAUCCAGACUGAGAGCGCUUUAGACAGCCUCCUUAACCUGUAAUUGAUUUAUCUAAUUUGUAUGCCAUUUUAAUUGUGUUUAAACUAUAAGUUUUUACUGCCUCUUGGUCAGGACUCCCUCUAAAAAGAGGUUUUUAAUUUCAAUGGGGCAUUCUUGGUUAAAUAAAGGUUAAAAAAAUCUUGUUUUUGUGUUUCGCUAUGAUAGUAUAGAAAAUAUUUUGCCACAAUAUUCAGUUAUGAUUUUUAUGAUCUGCAGUACAAGGGGAUACUUUCCCCCUUCCUUAUCAUUGUGAUUUUCAAUGUCAUUUAAGGUCAUAUUUCAAAAUCUGUCUGACACUUGUUUGAGAUAACAUGGUCAUUAAACUCAAAUGGGCGUGGAAUGGGGUUAGUAAAUUGUAACAAUAUAUAAAAUGCAAGUAAUAAUUGGCACUAUACAGGCCAAUCAGCUGAUCUGCCCUGUAAAUAUCAGCAUUGAUAUUGGUCAUUGAAAAACCUAUAUCAGUCCACCACUAUUUUAGUAGUUUGUAAUAAUACUGCUAUUAAAAAAAAUGUUGCUACAUUGUUAAGUUGUGUAUUGUGUUAAGGUAUGCUACUAUUCUCAUUUUUUAAUCAAUAUUAUAGUUUGCAACCAACUUUUACCUUCUUUAUUAUUUAAUCACUCCCUCAUUUUAAAGCACCUGUAAUGAGUUUUUAACUGGCUAUGAAACAGGUUGAAAUUUAAAGCAAGUCAGACUAUCAGCAUCCACAACACAUCAUAAAUUCUUACAGCACAGUUUGUAAGCUGGCCAUGUACGUAAGGAGUCAGGUGUGAUACCAGAUGAUUGACAGCACACUAUAGAGCUAAACCCCUCAAUCAGCGUAGAGGGACGAUGUCAGUCUUUGUUCAAAGGGUCUGCCUAAAUUAGCAUUUAAACCUAAAGUUCUGUCCAGGAGCUUUAACAUUAAAUGAAUAUGGCAGAGAGUUGAAAAAUGGUUAUCACUAAAGUUUAAACCUUAUGUCUCCAUAUUGUGUUAAAUGUCAAACCAUCAGCUCUAGUCACAAUUUUUAUUCAUGAAAUGUAAAAAGGCAAGUUAUCUCAGCUUGAAGGAAGUCUGAACUAUUAAAUGUCCGAUGUUUUUUUCCUAUGAGAGACAGCUGAAAGAUUCUUCUUCAAUAAAAAUAUUUGCAUUUAAUCAUCUUAAGAUCAACAAAUCACUGCAACUGUAGAUGAGUUUAUAACAGCUCCUUCGAUGUAAGCCGUGGUCAAGUUGUAUAUACCCAGCCCUUUUGGUAAACACUCUUUUCUUCUGUUUUGUUUGUUUGUUUGUUUUUUUCAGCUCUGUUUUACCAAAGCACUCUACUGGCCAGACCGCUAGUUGUUCCAUACAAAAACCAGGAGCAGCCCUACCAGCUGACAGCGAGGAUUCAUUCAUCACAGGCUCUUUACGGUCAGUGUUGUCAUGGAAAUAACAAACAGCUGAAAUGAGUUUACAGAAGAACUGAAACGAGUCCGACCGCAUGCCGGUUCAACUGCUCUGACUGCACUCUUGACACCCUCUGUACUCUUGAACUGGUUAAUACUACAACACCUGUCAGAGGAAUCAUUGUAGCUGGUGUCUGACUCAUUUAGAGUAUCUUUCCACAACGUAACAUGUAUGCAUCUGAUAAGAAGAAAAGGUAAAAGUCCAGCAUACUGGGGACACUGGGUGCAGAGAGCAUGCGGAUUUAACACCACUGAACAGAAACUGUGUUUUAAUUACCUCGUCAAAGAUUUUUUGAUUACCUUCUAGCAAUCAUAAUAACAGCUGUGUUGUCCUUUUGCAGAGUGACAUGUUUACGUACGCCCUGUUUAUUCAGCCCUACAUGUCAGCAGACCGCUUUUGCAUGGAUGAUUUAUGACUGGUGGUUUGUGGUCCAGAUUUAGCACCACAACUGCUAAUAGUGGUGUCAGUAUUUUGACACCAGAUCAUACAAGGCCGGUCCAAAACGAGCCUGUUUGCCCCCCUCAUUUUCAGGUUAGUGGGUCAUAUACUUUGUGAGGCAGAGGUAGAGCCUUUUUUUUUCUAGUGCCAACUAUAAGCAAAAUAUCAAAAGUGUAUUUAGGUUAGACGGGUACUUAUUUAAAAUUGUUGUUAUGAGUUUAUUUUUUUAGCUGUUUAUGAAACAGACCAUCAAGCCUCUUUAUGUGAUAUAAAAAGAAAAGAUAAGAGGCAUCAAUUUGUGUAGAGGGGUUACCAAAUCUGACACAAACUGCGCCAUGAGACAGAAGGACUAUCAUUUUAGUAAUGCAUUUAAGCUAAUACCCAAGUUUGCAUUUUUUUAUUUUAUUUUUUUUAAGAAAACAAAAACACCUAAAAAAAACAAACAUUUCAGGAAAAUUCAAGUAUCAUUUGAAAUGAGUGUAAAAUUUUAGAGUCAUGUGCUGCAAAAAAACACUUGAAGAAAUUGUCCUUCGAAAAGUCUAGAGGCACACUGUCUUCGUGGCCUCCUUUGACCUCAUUGGAGUCAUAGCAUAACUUCAGUGUGCCUCAGAGUUUUUUUUAAGAGUUGCAGUUUUCAUUUUUACGCACGCAGCCACCCUCUCAAGAAAAAAGAACCAAAAUGUCUAAAUUGUUUGGUAAAACUAGAAAAAAGGAGGAGGUUGUGUUUACACUUACACUGUCAGAUGUAAAACCACGUUGUGUACUUUCACGUCUCGUAUGAAGCUGCAGGAAUUAAGUUCUGAACAAUGAAAAUAACCAAGCAGUUUUUGUAGUUUUGGUUCCCUUUUCCUUCAGUUCUUUCUGUCUUUCAAAGAUUUUUCCAACAAUAUUGAUAGGACAACUGUAUGGCAUGAAUCCUCAUCACAGAGACCAGGGCCAUGGAGUAUUAGCAGCCUCAGAGUAGUUCUUUACGUCUGGGGGUUCCACGUUUCCUCAAAAUUAAUCAAAAUGGUGUUCAGUUGUUGAGAUGCUUAAUAAACGCUUAAUAAAGGGUGUCCUAAAUGUUUGUUGAAAAUAUGUCAGCUCUGUAGCUCCUCGUGACCUGAGUAUUUAAAGGUGAAGGAUCUUCUAUAUGAUUCAUUAGAUUUUUCAUGUUGGCUACCCCGAGGAAGUAAAGAAGUGUAUCACUCUAGACAUUUUAUACAGAUGUCACCUGGCCAGAUUAAGAAAAAUAUUUCUCUAUUUGUUUUUAUUUUUUCCAUCAGCAAGCAGUUAAUUCCUUCUUCUGUUAAUCUGCUGUCUCUCUGGCUCCACAGCGGGUUCUGGCUCCAAAGCGGCAUCUCUGCACUGGACAGCAGAGCGAGUACUGAGCAUCUUGCUGCUGGCCAUGGGACCAGUGGCGUAUUUUAAUCCCUCUCCUGUCAUAGAUUACUCAUUGGCUGCCGCCCUGACCCUGCACGGACACUGGUAAGACUGGCAAACGUUAAUCCAAACCCUCUUCAAAUCACUUCUUGAUAUGAAAGUUUUAUCAACACCAAAAUAAAGGUCUCUCAUGCGUACCUGUUUCCCAGUUAGAAACCAUCGACCUUUGAUUAUCCCUACUUUCUUUGGACUCCUUUAUAUCAGGGUACAUUUUUGAUCUGUUUUGUCAGUAUCUUAAAAAACAAACCAAAAAAAAAAAACACAAACAUUUGAGAUAGGUUACUGUGGCCUCUAAAAAGAGUGUUUGGCCAUAUUUCAAAAAGACAAACAAACGUUGUGACACAGUAUCACACAAAUGUCUUCAAAAGGGUAAACUUUCUGAUCUAUCAAGGCUGUAGUGGAGUUGAUGUGACUCUCGUUGGGAAAUGCACGAGUCUGUUUUGAGUAGCUUUCACAAACCUAAAUUGAAACAAAAACAAGCAGCUGACUAAUUCCAUUACAGGGUCAGCAGAGCAGAGGCAGAGAUAGAUAGAUCAGCGUCUGGUUGUCAUCACCACAAGGUGUUUUACCCCGGGAACAAGGGACCUUAUAACGAACUUUGUAUCUUUCGACCUCAGGAAUCAGGGUCUAAAUUUAGUUCUGGGGUAAAAGAUCGACCCUUUAAAAAGUCCCUGUUUCGGAGGUAGUACUUUCCAAUAGCCCAGGGACUUAAGGAGGCGGGGCCUGACGAUGCCAUUUUGCAUAACAAACACAGGUUGUUAAUCUACACAUACACACACUUGUGUGCGCACACACACACACAAGGAGGAAGGACGAGGGAUUCUAAAUUAUAUCCUACACAACCUCAUGUUAUCUGAUCAAUAGGAAAGAGGAUUAGGGCCACUGAAAAUAUAUAUAUAUAUAUUAUUCAGAGAAAAAUCGUCAGAACUCUGACUUUUUUCUCAGAAUAAUCAUUUAAAAAAAUUAUAUUGGGCCUUUUUUUUUUUUUUCCAGUGGCCCUAAUCCUCUUCCGUAGAUGAAUCAAACAGUGCUUUAACAUAGACUCUGACUCUGUUCACGUACCUUUUUUUCAUCCCAGUGGAUGCUGUUAGGCUUUUGACAGUUUCAGGGGUUGGUCUUAGUAGGAAACAGUCUUGUUUAUAUUAUAAACUGGUGUACAACUUAUACUCAAGUGCCAGUAUCUCCAGUAACCUGAUGCUGUUUAAUAAUCAAAUACAGUAUAGCUUCUGCCUUCGAGGUUUGCAACAGCUUUAAAAAAACAUUAGCAGAGAUUUUUCCCUGGUUGUCAUUAGUCUGAUUUACUUAAUUUGUCCCAGUGUCCCAGUGGAAACACAGAUAACCAUAGGCCACAGGAUCCAUUUAGUUUCUUCGAGAGAAGUCCCUGACACUAAAAACUCUGUACCUUUGGUCCAAAAGUACCUUCAGUCACUCACUUCUUCUCACUUGCAUAGUCAGACUCCAGCAGACUUGUGUAGGAAGACUUUCAGCAUUAUCUCAGGCACUCUUUACGUGUAUGUGGUCGUAAUCAUGAACAAGUCUGGGAGGAUGAGGAACUUUCCCUUAUUAAAAUGUUUUGAAGUACUUAAAAAUGUGAUCGAUAAUGAGAAAAAUCUGAUUUCAAAAUUUUUUUGAAAUGGAGUGGAGGGCAUAUUGCCCACCACUAGCAGACUACUAGUUUAAAAGUGUGUCAUUUGUACGAACUGUGGAGGUAUCUGGAUUUUAACGAAUCACUGUUAAAGGGGACCUGCCAUAAAAAUGUAAUUUUUGGGUUUUUUUGUGUCAGAUAAGGUCCAUAUUAUGUUAGUCUUAUGUUGUAAAUGUGAAAACAAACCGUUAUGUCGUUUGCAUUCUGUAAAGGUUUAAAAUAAAGCAACGAGUAAACUGGGCCAAUUGAAAAAGCAGGUCCAUGUUACGUUGCGUUGACGUUGCUCAUUAUAAUUCACGACCGCGUCCUCGGUGAGCCGCGCCCACUCUCUCGUUCCCGUACUCAGUCACAGCCAGAGCGAGACCCAGCUACCACUGUAUACGCUAUGGGUCUCUUCCAAACGACCGGUGUUUCCUUCGGUUCACUGCCGGGAAAAUGAAUUUAAAGCUGGGCAGAAUGAAUGAGAAAACACCGCUGGAGAUCUCCGGCUUCUUCCUCAACUUCCACCUCCUCUUCGGACUCGGGGUCUAAAAUAUAUGGUUUAAUACCUGCCGUUUUUAGCAUUUAGCAUAAGGUGACCAGACGUCCCCGAUUUCCGGGGACAGUCCCCGUAUUGGAUGACCUGUCCCCGCCAAAAGCUGUCGCCGAAAAUGUCCCCGAUUUAAGCGUUUCAUGAAUGAGAGCAAAAAUGUUGCGUGUGGGCUCGAACAACGGUUAUUACAGUAGCCGAAUAGGUAGGAAGCACAAGUUAGCAGUCCUGAACAACAGGUCUUACGGGGGUUAUUACAAGGGGCAUGCGCUGCUACUAAAUAGUACCGAGACUUUGUCUGUGAUCACACAGCCCCUGCACCGCCGCACCGAAUAUCCCCGGAUAUUAUUACAGACAUUCUGGGCACCUUACUUUAGCACACAUUAGCGUAUGCUAUUAGCAUUAGCAUAAUAACAAUGGAUAAACCGAAAUCCGAACCUCCACUGCUGAGCCAAUCAGAGCACAGCAGGCUUCACAGCAGCGAUCCAAUCAGAGCAAAGCUCAUUACCAUAAAUGUUAAUGAGCUAAAACCAGUUGGUUUUCCUGUAAGGUUUUUUAGGCAUACUAAAACAAACCAUCAAAUAACUUUUCAGAUAAAAUUAUGUUGCAAACAUGAUCAGAGGACAUCAAGGAUUAUGAAAAAAUGAUAAAAAUGGGUAUGAAAUUUUGGUGGCAGGUCCCCUUUAAGAUUUCCUAACUUCAUGGAAUGCAUCAGAAAUGAUCAGUUUGACCUCCAUUCAUCAAACUCAUAUUGUAAGUUAUUUCAUCUCCACUAGGGUACAGACCUGACAAAUUUGAAUUCUUUAUUUUGAAAACACAGAGUGAAACCUCUGUGUAAUUCUGGGAGACCAAGGCCCACCAGAAAUGACUGCACAGGGGCGUCUGUGGGGGUUUUCCAUGAAUCAAAAGGUGACGGCAUUUAUUUUGCAGACAUGUAUGUAUGGGUGGAUUUGUUUUCGAUCUAAACACACACAGUCCCUUCUCAGGUUGCUGACUGGGCUAUAAACAGAACAGAGCACGUAAAAAGUAACCUUGGCUGGCAGUAGUUUAUCACACACAGGGAGGUCAUCGUUCCCAGAGGUAUAUAUUGUCUGAAUAUGAGAGCUGAUAGGACCUGAGAUCAGAUAAAUGACAGUGAAGCAUGCGUCCCAGCCAGGCUCCUCUCCCCCAGCACAAAGAUUUAGUUUGUUCACUGACCCUGAUGAGACAAAAGGCAAACUUUGAGACAUGGUGGUUCAGUGUGUGUGUGUGUGAGGGGGGGGGGGGGGGGUAAUCUAAGUCAUCUCGCCAUCGCUGUCAGCAGAUAUUCAAUCAGGCCCGGUCAGUUCUGGCUCUGUUUGCAGACUUCAGAGGGUGGCUUUAGCUUAGCGUCACGGCGGCGUGUCCUCCCAUCAGUCAGAGCGUAGACUGAACAUCAUGGCAGGUGUAGGCCACAAAUCCCAGUCAUGGGUAGAGAUAAGUCUGGUUAAGCAACAGCUCUCAGAGCAGGUAUGAAUCUCAAAGGGUCAAGCCGUGUCCCGUCCGGCCAAAACCACUUAGGUGAAUUCUCCAGUGUGGUUUGGCGUCGGCACAGCCUACAGUUGGAGCAUGAGUCGUUUGGACAGCUUCCUCCCCUCAGCUGGUACUUUGGAUAAAUGAAGUCUACUUAAUGGGAUUUUAUUUUUCUUGGGAAUGUUGGAGCUGAAUGCACACUUGAUGAACAUGGCGCCAGUAAAGCGAAUAGAAACCCAAAUCCUGCAUAGUACGCUGAUUAUGCAUCAUAGGCUCUUAUGUACAGGCACCUAAAAGUCUUACAGAUGACUGUAAAGUUUCACAAAAUUAUUUGAUCAAUGAUGUUUCACCAUGUUGAAGCAUUGAACAAAGCUCAUCAUAAACACCUUCCAAAGUGAUGGUGUUCUGCUACUUGUACUGAUUUGAUACGGUUGCUUCAGAUGCUUUGAUUUGAUUCCUUGUUUUUCUUGUCUCUCAGGGGUAUCGGGCAAGUGCUAACAGAUUACGUCCACGGGGACAAAAAGAUCAAGAUGGCAAACAGGAGCCUCUUCCUCGUCUCCACCAUCACCUUCGCCGGUCUUUGCUACUUCAACUACAACGACGUGGGCAUCUGCAAAGCCAUUGCCCUGCUGUGGAGCAAAUAAACUUAACUGUGGACUGGGAAAAGUUGGGAGGACCUAGACAACUGGGACAGAAGUGGUCUGGUCCUGGCUGAUUGUAAAAAUUCAAGGUGUUCUAUGUAAAUUCUUAUAAAUAUAUCAUUUUGACAAUAUUACAAGCGAUUCACAAGAGUGUAAUUAAUGUCAACCAAUUUAGGCAUGUCUAUGUGGUAAAUUCCUUCUCAGUCUAGUUAAGACAUGUUCAGAAACAAGCGUCCAUUUUUCUACAAUCACAGAGGAGAUCAGCUUCUGUGUGGGUUCAGACUCCACUCAGUUCAAGCUUUGUUUCCUCUUUAAUUCUGUUCCUUAGCUCGUCCAUUCAUUUAGACAUUUCUGACCAAUUCUACAAACAGAUAAACAUAUUUGCAGGGGAAAUCCAUGUUUUCGACAAAACAGCUUCAGCUUCUUUGAAAGAAGUCACCUGACAGCUAAUUUAUUGUUUUCUUGUCGCAGAUUUGUUUAAUGUUUUGAUUCACAACAUGUACAUACUAUCUUUUGCUCUUAAACCCAUGAGGAAGAACGGGACGGCACCGCACCGCAGAGUAGAGCAGUUUUUUAUUUGAACACACUAACCCACAUAGAAAAUAAGGCACUUCGGAGGUCACUUCGGUUUGUUGUCGUUACCCAUAACAUGAAGGUUUCUACUUAAAGACUGACGGGUGCAAACACUGACUGAAGUGUUAUAAAAGUUGGACGUCAGUUGUGGUUUGGGGUUUGUGCAGAGCGGCAGGUGUUCAGAGUGGAACAUGUGCAUGGACUGACCUGUUUAAUCAGCAGUUCAUUUAAAAAGGGUCAUUGCACAAAUCAAUGUUAUUAGUGCCAACAUUCUCGUGUAAUAGACUCCCACUUUGACCACUGUCUUAUCUGUGUUGUGUCACAUUUGACUGAAAAAUGCUUCCAGAGGAUAAUUAAAAACAGGAAAUGUGAUCUUGACUUGUGUCGAUAUCUAAAUAUUUGUGUUUGUUUUUAUUCUUGAGGGUCGCCAAAUGAAUUUCAGCUCUAUCUGGCAGCUCAAAUAUUGUGAGGAAUAUUUCCGCAAAUUUGUUAUUGGCUGUUGGUGAGUACAGUACUUGAGAUUACACCAGUAGUUUACAAAGUCGAUUCGAAAAACUACAGCUGCCUCCAAAAGCUUCAGUUUAAGAGCAAAGAAGAACCGAUUGUUGGAAAUUAAAGCGAGUAAUGCAUCAGUAAUGUUUGAAUAAAGCUGGUUUAAAACUCAGGAGAAACCCUUGCACUCUUGGAUAAAACAAGACAGUCUUCAGUUGAGUGUUAUUCUUUUUUAGGGUCAUUUUUCAGUCCAGUGUAAAACAGUACAUAUUUAUUAGAGUGGGACAUGCAAUGAUCCUUUCUUUUCACCUUCGAAAUCCAUAUAGAAAUCUGCCUGCUCUGCUGUAGACUAAGUCAUAGUGAAUCAUAUGUGAGUCAUCGUGUACACACACCAGCUAUAGGAGUCUAACAGGAAACUGUGUAUACUAGAGCAGGGUCUGCGGCAAAAUACCACCCUGUGCUCGAUAACCACACUCACAACAGUGAAAUAAAGGUGUGUGACAAACUGGGUCAUGCUGUACAUCAUAUUUGACCUACAAACUGCUUCCACUGUGAGAGUGCAAACUGCUUAUUUAAACAAAAAUGCACAUUUGGUUUGAAACUUAGAAAUUUCUGUAAGUUUUUCUCAAGUUUACAAAAGUUUCAUUGAUAAACACAAACUUAAUGUGCAGUCUUUGUGCUUAAAAGACGAAUAUAUGGCUUCUGAUGCUGCCAUGCUUUAGUGGAAUAUUCAUCUGGCAUAGCUACUUCACACAAUCCUUGCAUGCAGCUAAUGAUGAGGGCAAGUAUGAGUGUUGCAGGUUGAUUUAAAAUUCUACCUGUUGUCAUUUUGUCGUUUGCUUUCCUCUGCAUCAGUUAUCACUGUAAUAUCUGUUCAAUUGUGUCUCCUCAGAUUAUACGCACAAAAUGAGAUCUGGAAAGAUGUUCUGUUCCUGCCUCGGUAGAAUAAAGUUGGCUUUACUGAUUUUUUUCACUUUUUGAAUUUUAUUGCCAAACAUAAUACAGAAAAGUACAAAAGAUACAUGGUUAAAAAAAAGAAGGUUUUCAAAGUACUUUGAUAAAAUUGUAACACGACUAUAAAAAAAACGGAAAGUCUGAAUAAUGAUUUUAAACAAUAUAUAUAUAAAAAAAAGACACCCAAAGAAAUGUAUAGCUUAAUACAUACACGGAAAUGAUUAUAUAUUUUAAAAUGAGUUUUAAAAUCUGGUGUACAUACAUAAAAGAUCUCUUCAUUUAAUCAUUAUCUCAAUAAUCAACAUCUUACAUUAUCAUAAUGAAUAUGCUUCAUUAAGUGACAAUGAACAAUCUUGUAUGUACUGAGAACUUUUAGGUUAGCCAGACACAAAGAAACGGAGAGGUUCAGUAAUGAGUAUUCAGUGGUAUUGAUCAGAACAGACCUGGUGGAAUUGAGUUUAUAAUCACCUAAGAGGAGAGUUUAGCUUGCUCUGAAACAGACUGAAAUGAUACUGGUGUCUCUUUGUAAUCUUCGAAGCUGUCUACAUAAAGGCUGACGACUUCCAUUUGUUUGUUCUGACUGUCAGAAAACUCUGACACGAAUUAACUGCCAGAACCAGCUUUUUUUUUCCAUCUUCAUUAUGAGAGAGUGAGGGUGUUGAAGCAGGAUAACAUGAUUCAUGUAGAAAACAACACUUGUACAACAGAGCAUGACAGCAUGGAAGUUUCUUAUAAGAAGUUUCCCUUGAACUAAGCCAGUCAAAUUAACAUAUCUAAUUAGGGUACAGUCAAAAAAGACCCAACCUGUGAUCAUAUCUGAUCUUUUUAUGGCAGUGUAAACAGCACAAGUCGAAUUGAAUCCAAUCUUCUUUAAUCAGAAUUAAUUGAGCCACUUUGGAUCGAAUCUUUUGCAAUGUGACUGAAGUCUGCUAUCUGUGACUGCAAACACUUCACAAAGCAGGGUAAAUUACUUAAAUCAUGUCUAGUGUCAGUUUCAUAUUUACUGUAUGUAUAUUUUUUCAUGACCACUUUGUGUCUCCUUUCUGUGUCUCCUUUCUUACAAACUGUCGCCUGAUUAAAGUUCAUGUGAGAAAUGUUGCUAAUAAAAGUACAUUUUGCAUGCAGGUCAGGAACAUUUAAUUUUUAGUCAUUUUUCUGCAAAUACAGACCUAUAACUUCUACAUGUCAGAAGCCUCUUAUUCAGCUUCUGACAUGUACUAAGUAGGGAUUUUUUGCAUGUAGAGUACAGUGAUGACGCUUUCAAGAGUCCUCUGGUAGGAAACUGCUCUAAAAUAAUGAAAGACGGUAUUAUGAAAUCAUUAUUGGGAAAAGGAAAACUCACAACUCUCAUCCAUCCCAUCAUGACUAAGGACCAGUUUGUGCAGAGAAGAGUCAUUUCCAUCAGACUCCAAUGCCAAGAACCAGGAUGGAAACAGAGUCGACUCAAAUAUGUGCUUGUCACUAGUUGAUGGCAGCCUCUUCAUGUAGAACACGGCUUUAUGUGUAUUUUCUUUUAUUUCUUUUGGUAGGUCCUGUUGAAAAUGAAUGAGCUAUUAUUGCCUGUGUCUCAUUGCUUGACAGUUGACAGGUUAAGCAGAAAAGGUCUAGCAGGAGCACUUAGAGACGUCACAAGUCUCAGCAGCUGUAAGGCAUUUCUUCUUACUCACCAGAGCCUCAGAAUACACAUCAUGCUUCUCGCUGCAGCAGGCCAUCAUCUUCUCUCCAUCUUUGAGGACAUACAGCAUGACGGCCCUCCCCUGUUUUCGUAUCAGGCUGGAGUCGUUGUAAUACUGGAUGUGAAAUUUGCACUCUAAAAGGAAAGUUGGAGUUAAAUGCCGCCUGUGGCAGAUUGACAGAGGUAACUUACAAACAUGUACUCUGAUCUUUUCCAACAAGAUGUAUCAAUCCAACUCACACCCCGACUUCUUUAAAAGUAUUCAUUCUUUGUGCGUUUGUUGUAAUAAAUCCCAUGGCCAAGUUUUAAGGUUUUUUUCUGUUGCUUUUAAUAGGUCAUCGUGGGAGUAGUUAGCCCCUUGGGACUGCCUUAGGGUGGAGCGUCACAAUCCUUCCUUUCAUGCUUACCUCUUUUAAACCUCUCUGCAUCUGUCAAGACUCUGACACCUAAACUUCCUUAAUAUUUGUAUUUGUCUACACUGAACCCACUAACAGUGGUGUUGCAGAAAAGUUGGUAUCAUUUCUUAUCACUCUGUUGAUUUAAAAAGUGUUGCAUCAACCAAAUUUGGUGGAGAAAAGAUGCCUGCGAGACCAUGACUAACUUGGCACAAUUUGGGCAGCAGGCGGCACUACAGCAUCAUUGCUUCACUCUGAAGGAAAGAAUCUGACUUAGUCCUAUCUUUGAUAAAACACAAGGAUGAUUUUUUUACACAUCAAACUUAAAGAGAUAUUCCAGCGUAAAAUUAAUCUGGGGUCAAACACACCGUAACACCGAGUUAGACAUCCCCUCUGGAGAUGAAUGUUGCCGACUGCUUACUUCUCUAGUUAUACCAACUUAAGUAACAACUGCACGAUAGCAAUACACAGCGGUCUGAGGAGCCAUAAACAAACCUCAAACCAAAACGCCACUCUA